AUGUCAACCAACGCGAAACAACAUCAAGAGGAAAAUGUAGAGCGCCUGAUAAAAUGCCGAUUGCGCUCCGAAAUUGAAGCUCGCAAAGCUGUGGAAAGUACUAUGAGGCGUGCAGUUAAAGAGUCUCGGGAGCUGAAAAAAGAGCUUGUUGUUUUGCGUCAAGAAAAGGAGGAUCUCAAAAUGGUUGCUCGAAAGCAAGCGCUAUUGGCAGCAAGCGGUAACAAGGAGGUACCCAGAGGAGGCAAUGCUGGACCAAACAACAAAUUUGUCAGAGGCGACCAGGAGCAUCAGAAAGCAGUGGUCUUAAAGCUCAAGCAACAGGUCCAGGACUUGAUCACAAAGAAUACGGACUUGGAGACUGACAACAAUAAGAUGCAGCAGCAAAUCUUUGAAUAUGUAAAUUCUGCAGAUUUGGAGAAGAGAACGCGCGAAAUUAUAUCCUUAAGCGAUGAGUUGAAAAAAUCAAAACUUGUUGUCAACGAGACUAAGCGCAAGUGUCAAAAGUUGUUGAGGGAAAAGGAAGAAGAGCUUCAGCGAGCUAUUCAGGAGAAUGCGCAACUAACUUGCUGCACGAGAACACUGCAAAGUCAGUUGGCAUCAUUGCCACAGCUGAAAAAGCAGCUUGAGCACGCGAAAGAGAGACGGAAUGAUGCAGCGGAGGUCUGGCGAAAGAAGUUGGAGCUUCGUGAUGAGGCAUUUUUGCGCGCGGAGGAAGUAAGUAAGCAAAAUCUGAUCAAAAGCGCCGCACAGGUCGUUGGUGUCACAGAUGAAAAGGAACAUUUACAGGCUAGACUUGAAGAGCUCGAGCGCAAAUUUUACGACGUCAAUGUUUCUCAUCAGACCGAACUCUCUCUCACGACACAUUGUCGAAGGGAAUUAGAGAGCACGAUAAAACAGUUGCAGCAAAAGUUGUUAGCAGCAGAGACUGCUACAUAUGAAGCAGAGAGAGCUACAGUUGUCGCGCGAGAAACGCAAAGGCAGGAAACGCGCUUUCGACAGCUUGCAGAAGAUGCAGCUGAUGCGGUUGAAAUUCGAGCCGAGAAAGCGGAGCGCGACCUGGCACAUGCUCAGAUGCAGCUUGAGCAUUUAGAAGAGGCCUUAAAAGCACGCGGAAUCACAUUCGAGUAUCUGUUGAAGCUGCAGACGUCAGGAUCCAGUUCCGGUCAAUCGAUAACAACUAGGGGCGCUGCUAUUAAGCAAACCAUUGUUUCUACAGCUACUGAACCCCCAACUCGUAGCAAAAUAAUUACUAAAUCCCGAGUGUCGACCGUUAACCGAAAAAGCUUAAAGCCGCAAAAGAGCAAUAACAAUGGCGACGACAGGCAAGGAGCAUCAGAAGCUUUGCUCGAAGUGAUACCUUUGGACGUCGAUAUUCGAGAAGUAUUUGCAUUUCCUCCGAAUGUACUCGAUUUCGCGUAUGCUGGACCUUCCGUAGUGUUAAGCGGUAUCGUCUUCGGUGCUCCUUGGGUGCAUAAGCUCUACUUUCGAUUGAUGCUGUUGGUGUAG
This is a messenger RNA of Plasmopara halstedii, 1506 nucleotides long. RefSeq lists its product as uncharacterized. NCBI's taxonomy places the organism in Eukaryota, Oomycota, Peronosporomycetes, Peronosporales, Peronosporaceae. The coding region runs from base 1 to 1506 and encodes 501 amino acids. The record is from RefSeq and is a predicted model, not a curated record. The transcript has 4 exons.